Venturia canescens is the source of this 3965-nucleotide messenger RNA. RefSeq names its product 116 kDa U5 small nuclear ribonucleoprotein component. Gene Ontology annotation, cellular component: cytosol; U4/U6 x U5 tri-snRNP complex; U2-type catalytic step 2 spliceosome. Lineage: Eukaryota; Metazoa; Arthropoda; Insecta; Hymenoptera; Ichneumonidae. Bases 985 to 3924 code for a protein of 979 amino acids. Gene Ontology annotation, biological process: mRNA splicing, via spliceosome. Gene Ontology annotation, molecular function: U5 snRNA binding; GTPase activity; GTP binding. The transcript has 6 exons. The record is from RefSeq and is a predicted model, not a curated record.
UUCUCGUUCUCAUCCAAGCGAACGUAAAACGCAUUAAUCAUGAAAUUCACCACUGACAGAGAUUGUUCUUCGAUUGAAGAUUUUUUAUUUUCACUAUCAUUAGCACAUGAAAUAUUUUUUUUCUUUGUAUGUAAAUCAAAUACACAACACACAAAAUUUUCACAUUUGUUUUUAUUAUGGAAUUUGAAAAUUACAUACGAUUGCGCUUCGAAAUUAUAUAGACUUCUGGGAGAGCUUUUUAAACAUCGGCUGAUCUCGUGCAAAAAUUUAGGCAGUUUCGCCAAAAAACGUGCAUACAAAUUUUUAGUUAUAUAAUCGAGAACGACUAUAUAUAUAUAGCGAUUCUGCUAAUAAGCGUUCGAAAAUUUAUAUACAAGAACAUGGGCUAGAUAACCUGAGGGCUAGCCUUUACUGAAAUUAAGGCUAGACAUCUUACCGUUGACGUGGUUGAAAAUCAAUUCAUUUUUAAAAAUAUAGUUAAUUAAUAAUUGUAUUUACGUUAAAAUUUUGCCAUAGGAUGAUCUGGGUUUUAACUAAAAUUGUUGUCAGAAAGAACGACCAAAAGUGAUUUCCUCUCCGGCACGGUAUUAUUACUGAAUUAUCGACUGUGCUAAACUGCACAAAUUUUUAAGUCGGACUGCACAGAUUUUUAUUUCCCGUUUUCCCCACAAUUAGCUCUUGACGAUUACCGAUAAGAACGCAAUCACAAUCAAGGUUUCCAAAAAAAAUUCACACGUCCAAAUCAGUGGGCUGACCUCGGCUAGAUUCACAGAGGUCCAGGGACGACGUUCACACUUCAGUACGUAUACAGCAAGUGGUAGCUGGUAGCAGGUAGUACGUUUACUAUACGCAUCCCGGACCGGCAAACGCCAAGCCAAACGUGUUGAACGCGGGAUAUAAAACGAUACAACAUAGGCACAACAUUCUAACGAAGGAAUGUGUUGUAUAUAAAGAUUUUAUUUAGUUUUCGUACAAUUAUUAAUCAUGGAUGCCGAUCUUUACGACGAGUUUGGUAAUUAUAUCGGACCGGAUUUAGCAUCUGAGAGCGAGGACGAAAAUGAGUAUGGUAAUGUCGGUGAUGAAGCUGAAGAUCGCGAGCGGUCGGAUGAGGAAAUGGAAGAAGAUAGGGAUGAACUUCGAGAUCAGGCCGAACAGUCUUCUAUGGCUGUUGUACUGCACGAGGAUAAGCGUUAUUAUCCAAGCGCUCUUGAAGUUUAUGGACCUGACGUAGAGACGCUCGUUCAAGAGGAAGAUGCUCAGCCAUUGGAUAAGCCUCUCAUAGCACCAGUUCGGAAACCAAAAUUUCAAAUAAAACAGCAACAAUUGCCAGGCACAACGUACAAUAUAGAAUUCUUGGCUGAUAUGAUGGAUGCUCCUCAUUUGAUUCGUAAUGUAGUUCUUUUGGGUCAUCUACAUCAUGGAAAAACGACACUCGUUGACUGUCUUGUACGACAGACUCAUCCGAAUAUACACAGCGUGACGGAUGAGAAACCUCUUCGAUAUACGGAUACUCUGUUUACAGAGCAGCAGAGAGGAGUUUCGACAAAAGCGACUCCAGUAACAUUACUUUUGCAAGAUGUCAAGUCGAAAUCUUAUCUUUUGAAUAUUUUUGACACUCCGGGACAUGUGAAUUUUUCGGAUGAAGCCACCGCGGCCAUUCGAGUUUCGGAUGGUGCAAUUAUUGUGGUUGACGCUGCAGAAGGUGUAAUGUUGAACACAGAACGUCUUCUUAAACAUGCUUUGCAAGAAAAACUUGCUUUGACCGUUUGUAUAAACAAAAUUGACCGCCUGGUGCUGGAACUGAAAUUACCACCGCUCGAUGCAUAUUACAAAUUACGACAUAUCGUUGACGAAAUAAAUGGCCUUAUCGCCAUGUAUUCUGAUUCGGAAAAUCCAACUUUCCUUUCACCUACCACUGGAAACGUUUGCUUCGCGAGUUCCGAGUACAACGUUUGCUUCACCUUAAAAUCUUUCGCUGCCCUGUACGCACGAAAUCACCCAUCUUUGAAUGCUGCAGAAUUCGCCAAACGCUUAUGGGGUGAUAUUUAUUUCAACUCCAAGACUCGAAAAUUUAUUAAAAAACCACCCCACAACACGGCUCAAAGGAGUUUCAUUGAAUUUAUUCUUGAACCCCUCUACAAGAUUUUUGCACAAGUCGUUGGAGAUGUCGACUCAACAUUACCGGACGUGCUCGACGAACUGGGUAUAAGACUAUCAUCCGAAGAAAUGAAGAUGAACAUAAGACCGUUGUUACGGUUGGUGUGCACACGUUUUUUAGGAGACAUGUGCGGUUUAGUGGACAUGUGCGUAUGUCAUGUUCCAAGUCCUCAUGCACACGCGGCAACGAAGGUUCAACACGUUUAUACGGGAAAUAUGGAUUCCCCGAUAGUACAGGAUAUGAUAAAUUGUGAUCCGGAAGGACGAUUAAUGAUACACAGUACAAAAAUGUAUCCAACGGAGGAUUGCACGUUGUUCGUUGUGCUUGGGCGCAUCAUGUCGGGUACUUUGGAAGCUGGACAACGUGUGCGAGUUUUGGGGGAGGCGUAUUCACGAGCUGACGAGGAAGACUCAAGAAUUCUAACGGUUGGAAGAUUGUGGAUCAGUGAGGCUCGUUAUUCAAUAGAGUUGAAUCGUAUCCCAGCCGGGAAUUGGGUUCUCAUCGAGGGAAUCGAUCGGCCGAUUGUGAAAACGAGUACCAUUACCGAUCUCAGUAAUUCUGAUGAUCUUCAUAUUUUCCGGCCACUCAAAUUCAACACUCAGAGCGUCAUAAAAAUCGCAGUUGAACCUGUAAACCCAUCAGAAUUGCCAAAAAUGCUCGAUGGUUUACGAAAAGUUAACAAAAGCUAUCCUCUCCUUGGCACGCGAGUCGAAGAGAGUGGCGAGCACGUUGUUCUUGGUACUGGUGAAUUGUACCUCGAUUGCGCGAUGCAUGAUUUGCGACGGAUGUAUUCUGAAAUCGAUAUCAAAGUCGCUGAUCCUGUCGUCGCUUUUGCCGAGACUGUCGUUGAAACGAGCUCACUCAAAUGUUUUGCCGAAACUCCUAAUAAACGUAACAAGCUUACAAUGAUUGCAGAACCUCUUGAACGAGGUUUGGCCGAAGAUAUCGAAGCUGAACACGUCCGGAUAACAUGGAAUAAAAAGCGAUUGGGUGAAUUUUUUCAAACAAAGUACGACUGGGAUCUUUUAGCUGCUCGAAGUAUCUGGGCUUUUGGACCUGAUUCGACAGGACCUAAUAUUUUGGUCGAUGAUACUCUUCCAUCCGAGGUCGAUAAAUCUCUUUUGAGUAGCGCCAGAGAUGCCAUUACUCAAGGAUUUCAGUGGGGCACUCGUGAAGGUCCACUCUGCGAAGAACCUAUUCGUAACGUCAAAUUCAAAAUUUUGGAUGCCAUUAUUGCCCAGGAACCACUUCAUCGUGGCGGAGGUCAAAUAAUUCCCACUGCAAGACGUGUUGCGUAUUCAGCGUUUCUGAUGGCAACACCCAGGUUAAUGGAACCAUACUUGUUCGUUGAAGUUCAAGCUCCAGCUGACUGCGUGUCCGCUGUCUAUACAGUCCUCGCUAAACGACGAGGUCACGUGACCCAGGAUGCUCCUGUGCCUGGAAGUCCUCUUUAUACGAUCAAAGCGUUCAUUCCAGCUAUUGACAGUUUCGGUUUUGAGACCGAUCUUCGGACGCACACACAAGGUCAAGCAUUUUGUCUCUCGGUAUUUCAUCACUGGCAAAUUGUACCCGGUGAUCCAUUGGACAAAAGUAUCACUAUACGACCUCUCGAGCCUCAACCAGCGACACACCUCGCACGAGAAUUCAUGCUCAAAACACGAAGACGCAAAGGACUCUCCGAAGAUGUGUCGAUAAAUAAAUUCUUCGACGAUCCCAUGUUGCUCGAACUGGCUAGACAAGAUGUACUCUUAAAUUAUCCUCUUUGAUAAAAUAUAUCUAUUUCCUACGGAGCGAUUUCGCACCAAAA